CUGAGCAGGGUUGAGACGACGGCUCAAUCCCUAAACGCCCGGAUGAGAGCAGCAGUCAACAUUCAGGGCAACAUGGUCGCAUGAGUCGUCCGACUUGAGGGCAACCAUUCCGGGGGGACGGCAGCUACUGCUGGAAUCUGUGACAUUUUCGACGCAGCCCACGGAGAACGCGGUUCUGGGAAAAUACAGUCAGAGAUAGAGGCGUGGAGGCGGAGAGGGACGGCACAUUUCCCCCUUGUGGUGUCCUAUUUCGUUGGUGAAGGAUCGUGCACACGGACCGUCUCACACUAAGCUAUGGAAUGCUCCCUGCACCCACCAUCACUAGUCUCCAAUCUUUGGACUGAGCUCCAAACGCUUAGUUAACGGCUGUGCUUCUCCCCUCGAACUCUUUAUACCCAGGGGACGAAGAAAAGGAGUGGACUUACCUUAAGUCCUCCGCUAAAAGCGCACGGAGCACUUCUUUUUUUAAUAAAAGAAAAGAAUAAGCUAUUUUUGUUUUUCUCCGCUUGGAUUUUUCCCCCGUGAAAUCAUAUCAAGAUGGAUAUGGAUGCGUAUCUGUGGAUGGUGAUCCUUGGCUUCAUCAUUGCCUUCGUACUGGCCUUUUCAGUGGGUGCCAAUGAUGUGGCCAAUUCUUUUGGCACAGCAGUGGGGUCCGGUGUGGUCACGUUGAAGCAAGCCUGCAUCCUGGCAUCCAUCUUUGAGACACUGGGCUCAAUGCUGCUGGGGGCCAAAGUGGGUGAGACGAUUCGAAAGGGCAUCAUAGAUGUCCACCUGUACAACGAAACAGUGCCCGUACUAAUGGCAGGGGAGGUCAGCGCCAUGGUCGGGUCAGCCGUCUGGCAGCUCAUCGCCUCCUUCCUCAAACUGCCCAUCUCUGGGACUCACUGCAUUGUUGGCGCCACCAUCGGCUUCUCCAUGGUGGCCAUCGGCACCAAGGGCGUACAGUGGAUGCAGCUUGUCAAGAUUGUGUCAUCGUGGUUCAUCUCCCCCCUGCUCUCUGGACUCAUGUCUGGACUCCUCUUCUUGCUCAUCCGACACUUCAUCCUCAAAAAGGAUGACUCUGUCCCUAAUGGCCUGCGAGCGCUGCCCCUCUUCUAUGCCACCACUAUUGGGAUCAACACAUUCUCCAUCUUGUACACUGGAGCCCCUGUGCUUGGGUUGGAGAUGCUACCGGUGUGGUCCAUCUUCCUCAUCACUUUAGUUGAGUCGCUGGUCUGUGCAGCUCUGGUCUGGUUUUUAGUCUGCCCAUGGAUGAGGAGGAAAAUAGCAAGUCGUCUAAAGAAGGAGCAGGCUCUAUCCAGAAUCUCUGAUGAGAGUCUGGACAAGAUCCCUGAAGAGGAGGAGGAGAGCCCCGUCUUUAAGGAGCUACCAGGGGCCAAGGGCACCGACGAGGCCGUGUUGCCGCUCACCGGCAGCAGCAGUGAUCGGAGCAUCAGAGAGUCCAGUGGAGAGCUCGCCAACCUGGCUAAUGGAGGCAAUGUCCUGCCAAACGGCAGGGUAUACGGACGGACCCACUCGAUGACCAACGGCUGCCUCAAGUCCCCCAUCUCUAAUGGCAGCUUCAGCUUCGAUGGCCACAUGCGCAGCGAUGGCCAGGUGUACCACACGGUGCACAAGGACUCAGGUCUGUAUAAAGAUCUGCUUCACAAAAUCCACCUGGGCCGCAUGGAUGACAGCGAUCGCUCAGGCUCCAACUCCGGCCCGCCAGACAACAAUUACCGCCUGCUGCGACGCAACAACAGCUACACCUGCUACACAGCAGCUAUAUGCGGCAUGCCCGUCCAGCCGCUCAUUCGCUCAGAGUCACGCGAUGACAGUGAAAAGCUUGUUGGAGAGGUAGGCGGCCGGAGCAACAGCGUGUCCUACACCAAGAAGAGGGUACGCUACGAUAGCUACUCAUCGUACUGUAACGCUGUGGCGGAGGCUGAGAUUGAGGCAGAGGAGGGUGGGGUGGAGAUGAAGCUGGCCACAGAGCUGGAGGGGAUGGAUGAAGACGGGGCUCCUGCUCCCGUGCCUCUGGACGACUUGGCCGAGGAGGAUCACGAGGAGAAGGAUAAGCCUGAGGUGUUCCUGCUUUUCCACUUCCUGCAGAUCCUCACCGCCUGCUUCGGCUCUUUCGCACACGGAGGCAACGAUGUCAGUAAUGCCAUCGGGCCCCUGGUGGCGCUGUGGAUGAUCUAUGACCAGGGCGGUGUGAUGCAGGACGCUGCUACUCCGCUCUGGCUGCUGUUUUACGGCGGUAUAGGCAUCUGCGCCGGCCUGUGGGUGUGGGGCCGCCGCGUCAUCCAGACCAUGGGGAAAGACCUGACUCCCAUCACCCCCUCAAGCGGAUUUUGCAUUGAAGUAAUGAGUGCGCUAACAGUGCUUGUUGCAUCAAAUGUGGGCAUCCCAAUAAGCUCCACCCACUGCAAGGUGGGCUCUGUUGUGGCCGUCGGUUGGAUCCGCUCCAAGAAAGCGGUGGAUUGGCACCUCUUCAGGAACAUCUUCCUGGCGUGGUUCGUCACCGUGCCCGUGGCCGGCCUGUUCAGCGCUGCAGUCAUGGCCCUAUUCGUCUAUGGCAUCCUGCCCUACGUCUGAGGGCGCACAGCUGGGAGGGAGAACAGAGGAGGAAGACAGAGUCAGAGAAAGAGAGGGAGGGAAACUUGGGUAAAAAUCAUAGCUGGAGUGUCAGUGGUACAGAUAAAGGAGAGGGAAAGGGUGACGGGGAGGAGAACGAGAAGAGAGGAAGCUGCAGAGGUUUACAGAUGGACUUGGUUGUACUGUGGAUGUGAGGAGGGUUGGUUCAUAUGCUGCCUGGCUUCGUAGUCCAGAGAUCUUUUUUGGACUCAUUUGAGUCUCUGAUCGGUUUUUAUUUAUUCUCUUCUUUUGGGUGCAUAAGAAAGUGUGUAACCUACGUUUUCACCGUGCCAUUCAAUCUGCUGUACAUAUGACAAUAAUAGGGAGAUUUCCAGUAACUCUUAACAAGAAUUAAGGUUGUUGGAGAAAGCCACAAAGAAAAAAACGGCACACAACUCAAAAGAAUCAUAAAAAAGGUUAAUUCUGCAGUAAAACUAGACCGUGCUGCCUGCAAUCCCAGGGAGCAGUCGCUUGAGUGCUCAUUGUUAUUGUUCCAAAAUGCCAGAAAAGAAAAACCCCUGUACAUAUUGUUGUAUUGGAUUGAGUGUGAUUUGUUGUAUUGCGGCUUGCUUUUAGAGUUCUUUCUUUUUUUUUUUUAAGAAGAAAAAGAUGUGUGUGUGGUAAACCAACCCAUCCAUCGUCUCACCGUUAACAUGCUAGCCCGGUACAACUAGGGUCAAAUGGGAAAGACGCCUCAGAGAGGGGUGGUGGGACUGUCACUCUGCUUUAUUUUCCACAUGAUACCACAGAAACCUGAUUUGCUAAAGAGUUGAUUUUUGUCAAGAGCUCCUGUAUGUUUUUAGAGAUGGAUCUCAUAUUUUUUAAUGAUGUAAUAUACUGUAAUUUGUACUGUAAAUACUG
This is a messenger RNA of Cottoperca gobio, 3477 nucleotides long. RefSeq names its product solute carrier family 20 member 2 (gene slc20a2). Gene Ontology annotation, biological process: phosphate ion transmembrane transport. The transcript is spliced from 11 exons. NCBI's taxonomy places the organism in Eukaryota, Metazoa, Chordata, Actinopteri, Perciformes, Bovichtidae. Gene Ontology annotation, cellular component: membrane. Gene Ontology annotation, molecular function: phosphate transmembrane transporter activity. The record is from RefSeq and is a predicted model, not a curated record. Bases 538 to 2577 code for a protein of 679 amino acids.